Molecule: messenger RNA, 3972 nt
Organism: Eucalyptus grandis
Lineage: Eukaryota; Viridiplantae; Streptophyta; Magnoliopsida; Myrtales; Myrtaceae
Product: TMV resistance protein N-like
Exons: 6
Coding region: 83-3406 (1107 amino acids)
Biological process (GO): signal transduction; defense response
Molecular function (GO): ADP binding; protein binding
Source: RefSeq, a predicted model, not a curated record
UGAAUAGCAAGCGAACUACCUGAAAAUACUUUACCAAAUCUUAAGCUAAUGCUCGUUGUUGAUUGUUGAACUCCAUCAUCUAAUGGCUUCUUCACUGAAAUCUGAAAGGAAAUACCAUGUGUUCUUGAGUUUCAGAGGCGAGGACGUCCGAAAUAACUUCCUCGGUCAUCUCUACAAAGCUCUUGAUCAGAAAGGAAUCUACACUUAUGUUGAUAAUGAGGAGCUUAGGAAAGGAGAACAAAUAGAUCUGGCGCUUAUGAAGGCGAUCGAGGAAUCACAGAUCGCGAUAAUCGUUUUCUCCAAGGAUUAUGCUUCCUCAUGGUGGUGUUUGGAAGAGUUGGUGAAAAUCAUUGACUGUAAGAAAGAAAGAGAUCUCAUGGUCUUUCCUUUAUUUUACAAAGUGGAACCCAGAGAAUUGAGAACACCAAGAGGGAGCUAUAGAGAUGCUAUGGUUAAGCAUGAGUCCAAGUAUGGGAAGGAUUCAAAGGAAGUGAAGAGAUGGGAGAAAGCUCUUUCUUAUGCUAGUUACUUGUCCGGAUGGCCUUUGAAAGAUGGAGAUGAGUCAGUGCUUAUACAAAGAAUUGUGACAGAAAUCUCCACUCACCUAGACCGAACACUUUUGCAUGUUGCUAUGCAUCCUGUUGGUAUUGAUUCCCAAGUGGAUAAGUUGAAAUCGAUGUUAAACCUUGAGUCCGAUGACAAUGUUCUCAUGGUGGGAUUGUGGGGACAGGGAGGCAUAGGAAAGACGACUUUAGCCAAAGCCGUUUAUAAUGAUAUUUUCAAUCAAUUCGAGAAUUCAUGUUUUUUGGCGAAUGUUCGAGAAGUUUCAAAUGAUUGCAAAGAUUUAGUUACUUUGCAAGUAGAAUUACUAUUUGAGAUAUUAGCACUGAAAGAAAGAUUAGUAGUGUCCAAUGUUGCUAGAGGUAUUCAUCUAAUACAAGAAAGACUUUGUCGCAAAAAAGUUUUCCUCAUCCUUGAUGAUGUGAAUGACUUGAGCCAGUUACAUGCCUUAGUGGGAGAAGGUAAGUGGUUUCAUAAUGGAAGUAGGAUCAUGGUUACUACAAGAGAUAGCCAUUUGCUAACUUAUCUCGGGAUAGAUCAAGAUCAUGUGUACGAAGUUAAAGAAUUGGAUGACAGUGAUGCUCGUGAACUAUUUAGUAAGCAUGCUUUUCCAACGCACCAAAACUUUAAAAUCAGGACAGAUCUAGUGGAUAGUGUUCUAAAUCAUGCUAAAGGCCUUCCUCUAGCACUUGAGGUAAUGGGUUCCUUCUUACGUGGAAGAAGAGAAUAUGAAUGGGAAAGUGCACUAGAUGAAAUUUCUACGACUCCUAAGAAAGGCAUCAAUGAUGUGCUCAAAAUAAGUUAUGGUGGACUAGAGCCAAAAGUGAAAGAGAUCUUUCUCCAUAUUGCCUGCUUCUUUAAGGGGUGGGAUAAUGAGUAUGUAAAGAAAGUUCUCCACAGUUGCGAUCUUAAUGCGGUAAUAGGAUUAAAAAUUCUCAUGGAGAGGUCCUUGAUAAGAAUUGAGUCUAGGAACAUACAGAUGCAUGACUUGAUUCAAUUGAUGGGUAUGGAUAUUGUGAACCAAGAAAGUGAUGAUCCUGGGAGACGCAGCAGACUAUGGUUGCAUGAUGACAUUGUCGAUGUUCUGUCAAGUGACAUGGGAAAUUGUGCUGUAAAAGCCAUAGUGUUGGACACACUUGAGCCGAUAGAGAUAUGUGUUGAUCCUGAGGCUUUUACAAAAAUGAGAAGGUUGAGAUUGCUCAUUUUGCGCAAUGUGCAUAAUACUUUCCAAGGUCCCAUUUGUCUUCCUAAUGAGCUAAGAUGGUUUCAAUGGGAUGGAGGUGCUCCUUGGAUUCCAAAAUUUUCCUCUGGUCGAAAGAAAUUAGUAGGAUUUCAAAUCAACAAUUGCAGUAUUCCAAUAGCGCCAAAUCAAUUUAAGGACUUCCAAAAUUUGAAGUACAUUUAUUUCAGGGGCUGCGAGUCAUUGGUUCACACACCCGACCUCUCGUGUACUCCGAAUAUCGAGGAAUUGGACUUCAGUAAUUGCAAAAACUUGGUAGAAACCCAUGAGUCCGUUGCAUAUCUUGACAAGUUGCGGGUGUUGAAUUUAAAGGAGUGCUAUGAACUUAGUGUUUUUCCCAAUGUGCUCAAGACGAAAAAUCUGCAAGCUCUCCAUCUUUAUGGUUGCCCGAAAUUUGAAAAGUUCCCUGAUAUUCCACAUAAACUUGAAAGCCUUAAAGAGCUUAGAUUAGAGGGGAUUGCUAUUAAAGAACUUCCUAUAUCAAUAGAAAAUCUCAUUGCUUUGGAAAGAAUGCAUUUGCAUGAAUGCAAGAAUUUGUUAAACCUUCCGUCUAGCAUUUAUAAGUUACAAAACCUUGAAAGCUUGGAAGUUCAAAAUUGCCCGAAUUUAAUUGAGUUUCCAAAGUACAAGGAUUUAGAUGAUCCGUGCAUGAAGACUGGACUUUCAAAUUUGCGCGAAUUAGUCCUUGGGGGAUGUAAUCUAUCCGAAGUAGAGUUUCUUGAGAAUCUUUCCUGUUUUCCCCUCUUGGAAGACUUAACUUUGACGGAGAGAAAUAUUACAACACUUCCUACAUCCAUCAGUAAGCGUGAUCAUUUAUUUGCUUUGUAUGUCGGACACUGCCAUCGAUUACAAGAGAUUCCCGAGCUUCCCCCAUUUUUGAGUUAUCUUUUUGCGGAUGAUUGCAAAUCUCUACAAAAGAAUGAAAAUUUAACCUCAAUUCAUCAUCUUGUCCACAGAGGUUUGGCUGACACGGUUGGCUCACCUAGCAAGUAUUGGCCUGAUUUCAGAAUAGUUCUCCCUGAAGGAGAGAUGCCACAAUGGGCUGUUCCUAUUGAAGAGGGUUCUAUAUCUUUCAUGAUUUCAGAAGACUUGUAUGAGAAAAUUCUUGGAUGGGCAUUUUGCAUCGUUCUUGAUAAUGAUGAACAUAAAGAUGAUUAUCUAUUUGAUAUUGUACCACAUGCUAAUGGAAAAAGGCUGGGUUGCCAUGGACGAGGGUGUGGAUCGUUGGAUUCUAAUCAUAUCUUUGUCGAUUAUCUUUUACCAUAUCAGCUAUGGGAAGUAGUUGAUUUUGCUCAAAUUGAUAGGCGUUAUGUACAAUUUAGUCUAACAGUAUCGGGUAGAGUCGUGAAAGAGUGGGGACUACGAAUAAUGUGCAAGCAACUAGGGAACGAUUUAAAGGUUGAGCUUCGAGAUAAUCAGUUGAUAAAUCCAACUUUACUCUACGAGGUUGGUCAUGAAUCAACAGACUCACCAAUGGGGAGUUCACUUAUGCAUGAGGAUAAUUCGAGCGAAGUAGGUCGACAGGACUCGCAAGAUUGUCAAAUGAGCACCAGGAAACAUAGUCAAAUAGGAUCAAAGAGAAAAUGUGAGUUUACUUCCAUUUGACAAUCUCCCCCUAGGCAAGCUAAUCAAGACGACGUUUACUUCCAUAUUUGACCGAUGGAGAUGAGCAUGGUAAUGCUGGCUGGCUGCAUUUGUAGUAUGGACAAUCGGGAGACUUGCUAAGGAAGCAAUUCGUAGAGUUAAUUUUGCCAGCUACAAUGAGGAAAAUGAUCAGCCCUGGGCGACAACUCGACGAGGGGAGAGAAGCUCGACCACCUUCUCGAAGCUAAUAUCGAGAGGAUGAGUCCGACCGAGAAAAGCAUGCGAAGGUCGUGGCUGGCGAGUCGCGUGAUGAGGCUUGGGCAAACAAGAAGAAGAAGAAGAUCGCAGCAUGCUCUUUUACAUGGGGCGAGCAUGCAAAAAUGGAAAGGGCGCGACGAUGGGUGAAGAUUUGGUCGGAACAUGUGAAUAAAGUGGGGAAUCACCGUGCGGUUUAUCAUCGCGGGAUGAGGAUUUGAUGCGGUGGAGGAGAGAUUGGAAGAGAAGGCACAAAACAGUUCCAUUCCAUGCGAGCAUAAAGGACCAAGAAUACUCCGUGAGUUUCAUCCAUCUUUUGCCUUUCAAUUUUU